AUGGCACAUGCUCGUAUCUCAGCCAAACUCCCACCUGAUAUAGAUCCCACAAAAGCUCCUAUUGCAUUUGGAAGGAGGGCCCUUCCUAAACUGAAUGAGGAGUUACAGUCUCCUGAGCUGCUGACUCAGCAGCAGGCAUUGAUGGCGCUCUGCGAUCUGGUCCAUGACCCAGAAAAUGUCUACCAGGCAAUAGAAGUAGGAUUCUUGGAUAACCUGAAAACUUUGCUACUACAUCAUGACAGUACUGUCCGACAAAAAACAACAGAGAUCCUCUAUGUAAUGGCUAUGCAUACUGUUGGCAGGCAAGGGUUGAUCCAAAAUGGAGUAAUUUCUGCCCUCAGUGAGCUCUUGGAUGAUCCAGUAGAUAUCUGUCGGAAGAACACACAUCAGGUUUUUGAAAUGAUGGCAAGAUUACCUGAAGGAGCUGCUGGCAUAUUGCAUGCCGGUUUGAUUCCCCCACUUGUAUUCAAAUUGAAGACCGAGUCAGAAGGAAUCCAGGAGCUAAUCCUGGAUACACUCUCCAACUGUCUGCAUCUGGAGGCUUCUGAAGCUCUAGCAACUGAUGCCGUUACUAUCCUGAAGGAAAAGCUCACACAGCCAUCAGUGGCCAUCAGAAGCAAAGCAGCUCGGGUGCUGUUAGAAAUUGGUACUCAUCCAGAGGGAAAAAGCGUGGUAUGUGAAGAAGUUAUUCCUGUGCUGGUGAGCCUGUUGGGAGAUGCAGAUCCUGAAGUCCAAGCUAGUGCAACAGGAGCACUGAUGUUCGCUACUGUUAAGCCUCAGGGGAGAUUCUCAGCCCUAGGUGCUGAAGCCAUUCCACCUUUACUGAAGUUGGUUGCUGAGGAAACCAGCAAAGCCCGUCUCAGUGCAAUCAAAACCCUCACCAUGCUGGCUGAGCUACCAGAGGGCCGCAAGACGCUCCUAGAUCAUAUAGAUACAUUUCAGCAGUGUCUGAAUGAUCCCUGCGAGGCCAUGAGAAGAGCUGCCAAAAUUGCUAUCAGUGUCAUCCAAUGGAAACCUUUCUGA
Molecule: messenger RNA, 1023 nt
Organism: Egretta garzetta (little egret)
Lineage: Eukaryota; Metazoa; Chordata; Aves; Pelecaniformes; Ardeidae
Gene: RSPH14
Product: radial spoke head 14 homolog
Exons: 6
Coding region: 1-1023 (340 amino acids)
Molecular function (GO): protein binding
Source: RefSeq, a predicted model, not a curated record